AUGGAUGACAACGUUACAGUGCAUGAACUGCAGUCGUCGCCUCCUCGAGGGCUCCCUGUACGGCUGUCGGGGGUGCUGAGUGACUCCACGUUGUCGGUGCGAGGCGCGGUCUCAGGAGCGCUGAAGAUAGACCUCCCGCUGCCAUUCAAAGGUGAUGACACUCUGAGGCUCGUCGCUUUGAGUUUACCCUCAGCAACAAAGAAGGAUUAUGACACGGUCAAGGUGAAGCUGGGUGUUGUUUUUGGCCCAAAGUACUCCCUGCCCUUUUUCCAAACUCAUGUAAAUGCUCGUCCUCGUCAGCCCGGGGAGAGCUUGGAUGUUUACAGUGCAGAUAUAACCCGAUUGGUGUUGGAGGCUUUUCCGAGGUAUGACCACAAUGCCAUAGAGGGGGAGAAAUUUUGUCGUUUUGUGGCUGGUUUGGACCCGUCACUUCAGGCCAAAAUACAUGAGCAGGGAGCAGAGGACAUUGAAGAGGCCCUGCGUGUAGAGAGACGCUGUGAGAGGGCACGUGUGGCUCUUCAGUUAAACUCCACUGAUCACGCGUGCAGGGUCACGUCUGCUGACCAGGUGGCAAUGGUCAGGCCCAGACCCUCGGAGGAUAAGCUCCUUCAAGCAGUAGAACAGCUAACACUCACUGUUGAUAGUCUCAGACAGGAAGUUCACCAGUCACAUGAGAAACAUGGUCUUCUUGCGGACCGUUUCAGACAGAGGGGCUACUACUCCCCUGAGCGUUAUGGCAGAGAUAGUUCCCGGAGAUCCAGUCCUAGCCCCAAUGCACACCAGAGAUACAGCGAGCAGGACACUGACUGGAAAGGCCACUAUCCCUCCUCCCCCAGAUCAGGGACCUAUGCUAGAUAUGAGCGUACGGAUUAUCCUCGCAGUCCCGGCCCAGCGGCGAGGGGACGCAGGGAUCCCAGACCACGUUCAAGACAAAGUUGUGCAAAGCUGGCCUAUCCCACGGACUGCGACAGAGAUGCAUCAUGCACUGCUGUGGGCGCCGUCCUGGGACAGAAACAAGAGCAGACUGAAAAAGUAGUGGCUUACGCCAGUCAUGUCUUGACAAAAGCGGAGAAGAAGUGGUCCACAUAUGACCGAGAACUUUGGGCUAUUGUGUGGGCAUUGGUACAAAGCCAUUUCAGGCUCCGCUUCGGGCUCCGCUUCGGGCUCCGCUUCGGGCUCCGCUUCGGGCUCCGCUUCGGGCUCCGCUUCGGGCUCCGCUUCGGGCUCCGCUUCGGGCUCCGCUUCGGGCUCCGCUUCGGGCUCCGCUUCGGGCUCCGCUUCGGGCUCCGCUUCGGGCUCCUCUUCGGGCUCCGCUUCGGGCUCCGCUUCUCCCUGACUCUGUACCGAUAA
Messenger RNA from Knipowitschia caucasica, 1350 nucleotides. NCBI's taxonomy places the organism in Eukaryota, Metazoa, Chordata, Actinopteri, Gobiiformes, Gobiidae. The record is from the annotation of a GenBank genome assembly.